Molecule: messenger RNA, 1338 nt
Organism: Mauremys mutica (yellowpond turtle)
Lineage: Eukaryota; Metazoa; Chordata; Testudines; Geoemydidae
Gene: CRX
Product: cone-rod homeobox
Exons: 3
Coding region: 27-899 (290 amino acids)
Biological process (GO): regulation of transcription by RNA polymerase II; multicellular organism development
Cellular component (GO): nucleus
Molecular function (GO): RNA polymerase II cis-regulatory region sequence-specific DNA binding; DNA-binding transcription factor activity, RNA polymerase II-specific
Source: RefSeq, a predicted model, not a curated record
CCCUUCGGGAUCGCCACUUCCUGAGCAUGAUGUCCUAUAUGAAGCAGCCUCAUUACGCAGUCAAUGGGUUGACCCUAGCGGGACCGGGCAUGGACCUGCUCCACUCCGCCGUGGGAUACCCAACCACCCCGCGGAAGCAGCGGCGCGAGCGGACGACUUUCACGCGGGCCCAGCUGGACAUUCUGGAGGCUCUUUUCACCAAGACCCGCUACCCCGACAUCUUCAUGCGGGAGGAGGUAGCGCUCAAGAUCAACCUGCCGGAGUCCCGGGUGCAGGUUUGGUUCAAGAACCGCCGGGCCAAGUGCCGGCAGCAGCAGCAGCAGAGCAGCGGCCAGGCCAAGGCGCGGCCGGCCAAGAAGAAGAGCUCGCCGGCCCGGGAGACCAGCUCGGAAACCAGCACCAAUGGGCAGUACAGCCCCCCGCCCGCCGGCACCUCGGGCACCCCCAGCUCCACGGCCAGCGCCACCGUCUCCAUCUGGAGCCCGGCCUCCAUCUCCCCCAUCCCCGACCCCCUGGCCUCCUCGGCCACCCCCUGCAUGCAGCGCUCCGCCGCCUACCCCAUGACCUACACUCAGGCCGCCGGCUACCCCCAGAGCUACGCCGGCUCGUCCUCCUACUUCACCGGCCUGGACUGCGGCUCCUACCUCUCGCCCAUGCACCCGCAGCUCUCCGCCCCCGGCGCCGCCCUGAGCCCCAUCGCCGCCCCGGCCAUGGGCAGCCACCUCAGCCAGUCCCCGGCCUCCCUCUCCAGCCAGGGCUUCGGCACGGCCGGCCUGAGCUUCGGCUCGGUGGAUUGCUUGGACUACAAGGAUCAGACGGGCUCUUGGAAACUCAACUUCAACGCCACGGACUGCUUGGAUUACAAAGAUCAGAGCUCCUGGAAGUUCCAGGUCUUGUGAAGUGGCGGGAGGCAGCCAGGGAGACGCCCCCUGUCCGUUGUUCCCCCCCCACCCCCCGAAGGCCCGUCCCUCCCCUCCCCGCUGCCACCUCCUCCAACCACCUUGGCUCCGACCUGUGUCCGGGGUGGAGCUGGACUGAGAUCGCACCCGGCGUCGGGGAUUCCCCCUUUCCCGGGACCACGGCAGGGAUUUGCCCUUCCUUGGUGAGCAGCCGGAAACUUGCCCUGGUUGGUCGUUCGGUGGCUGAGAACCUCACCCCCCAUGGCCACAGGGGCCCCUCACCCCCCAUGGCCACAGGGGCCCCUCACGCCGGGCAGCACCGCGGGGGUUUCUUCCCGCCCGAGCCCCGGACACGAAAUCUGUCGCGGAGUCUCAGCCGGGAUCCCGCCCUGCUGAUUUCCUGGGGGCGGGGGCUGGCGGGGGUGGCAGCCUCCCCUGU